GGAUUCAGGAAGCGGGCACAAAUGUUUUAAUGUGACCCGAUUCCCUCCUCUCUCAGAUGAAGAAGCUCAUAUCUACUUUGUAGGGGAUCCUUUGUGUGCGAGGUCGUCAGAAUCAACUGGAAAGCAGUGGAUUUGGUUUGGUGUGAUUUUUCUACCAAGGCACUGCCAGGGCGUUGCCGGAAAUGGACAGCCGGAUUCCUUAUGAUGACUACCCGGUGGUUUUCCUGCCUGCCUAUGAGAACCCGCCAGCGUGGAUCCCUCCUCAUGAGAGGGUAUACCACCCAGACUACAACAAUGAGCUGACCCAGUUUUUGCCUCGAAUUAUCACAUUAAAGAAGCCUCCUGGAGCUCAGUUGGGAUUUAACAUCCGAGGAGGAAAGGCAUCCCAGCUAGGCAUCUUCAUCUCCAAGGUGAUUCCUGACUCUGAUGCACAUCGAGCAGGACUUCAGGAAGGAGACCAAGUUUUAGCUGUGAAUGAUGUGGAUUUCCAAGACAUUGAACACAGCAAGGCUGUUGAAAUCCUGAAAACAGCCCGUGAAAUAAGCAUGCGUGUACGCUUCUUUCCGUACAAUUAUCAUCGCCAAAAAGAGAGGACUGUGCACUAGAGAGUUGCAACCCACAACCUUCCACGUAGAAUCUACCUGGACAAGCUGGCUAGGCCCCAAGGAAGCUCAACUCUCAGCCCUUUCUAGCAUAGUGGAGUGAGAGGUUAGGGGAAGCCAACAGCAUUACCCAAAUUAGUGACCUCGUUUUCUAGGUAAGCUUCAUUCUCUGAAAGAGAAAGAACGGUGUUUUUAAAAAUAACCUAGCGUGUGUGGAACCCUGAUAAAAAUAAACCCUGGCAUUUAUUGAAUACCAUGUGCUAGGCACUUAAACCCAACAUUUCAAUGAGAGUUUAGAAAUGAGUAGAAAAAAGAAUCCUGGGUGUCUUCCAUUUAAUCUGACUGACUAUUAUCUCAUCCUUGUACUAGUUCUUGCACUAUACACUUCAGACUCCAGUGGGAUCCUGAUUUUCCUCUUUCCUAGAGUCUCCCAAAAAAGAAGGAAAAUAAAUGCUGAGAAAACA
This is a messenger RNA of Echinops telfairi (small Madagascar hedgehog), 1066 nucleotides long. It is a transcript of the gene PDZD11, whose product is annotated as PDZ domain containing 11. The transcript has 7 exons. NCBI's taxonomy places the organism in Eukaryota, Metazoa, Chordata, Mammalia, Afrosoricida, Tenrecidae. Gene Ontology annotation, cellular component: cell-cell junction; synapse; basolateral plasma membrane. Gene Ontology annotation, biological process: neurotransmitter secretion; protein localization to basolateral plasma membrane; maintenance of epithelial cell apical/basal polarity. The coding region runs from base 183 to 605 and encodes 140 amino acids. The record is from RefSeq and is a predicted model, not a curated record. Gene Ontology annotation, molecular function: protein binding.